This is a messenger RNA of Toxotes jaculatrix (banded archerfish), 2175 nucleotides long. RefSeq names its product protein phosphatase 5, catalytic subunit (gene ppp5c). Gene Ontology annotation, molecular function: protein serine/threonine phosphatase activity; protein binding. The record is from RefSeq and is a predicted model, not a curated record. The coding region runs from base 75 to 1499 and encodes 474 amino acids. NCBI's taxonomy places the organism in Eukaryota, Metazoa, Chordata, Actinopteri, Toxotidae. The transcript is spliced from 13 exons. Gene Ontology annotation, cellular component: nucleus; cytosol.
ACAGAGCCCAAAGUGAUGACUUCAUUUAGCUCAUUUUGUCUCAGUGUGGAAAAUCUAAAUGUUCUAAUUUGGAAAUGAGAAAAAGCAGAUCUACAGAGGCUGUGACCAGGAAAUGUUUUGAGAAAGACUAUGAAAACGCUAUCAAGUACUACACAGAGGCCCUGGAGCUCAAUCCAUCCAAUGCCAUCUACUACAGCAAUCGAAGCCUGGCAUACCUACGCACAGAGUGCUAUGGCUAUGCCCUGGCGGAUGCUACGAAGGCCCUGGAGAUAGACAAAAACUACAUCAAGGGAUAUUACCGCCGUGCCACCUCCAACAUGGCAUUGGGCAAGUUUAAGGCUGCACUUAAGGACUACGAGACGGUAGUAAGGGUUCGACCAAAUGACAAGGAUGCAAGGAUGAAGUAUCAGGAAUGUAACAAGAUUGUGAAACAGAAGGCUUUUGAGAGAGCCAUUGCCAGCGAUGAGACAAAAAGAUCAGUUGUUGACUCUCUGGACAUUGAGAACAUGACGAUUGAGGACGACUAUGUGGGCCCCAAACUUGAAGAUGGGAAGGUCACAUUGGCGUUCAUGAAGGAGAUGAUGGAUUGGUUCAAAGACCAGAAGAAACUGCACAGAAAGUGUGCUUAUCAGAUUUUGGUGCAAGUUAAAGACGUUCUAUCAAAACUACCAAGUCUCGUUGAAAUCGCAUUAAAAGAGACAGAAAAAAUAACUAUUUGUGGUGACACCCACGGGCAAUACUACGAUCUCCUCAACAUCUUCAAGCUGAACGGCUUACCUUCAGAGACCAACCCUUAUCUGUUCAAUGGUGACUUUGUGGAUCGCGGCUCUUUCUCUGUUGAGGUCAUUCUUACCCUCUUUGGCUUCAAGCUGCUCUUCCCCGACAACUUCCACUUGCUUAGGGGAAACCAUGAGACGGACAAUAUGAACCAGAUGUAUGGAUUUGAAGGGGAGGUCAAGGCCAAGUACACAGCCCAGAUGUUCCAGCUGUUCAGCGAGGUCUUCCAGUGGCUGCCUCUUGCUCAGUGUAUCAACAGCAAAGUACUGGUCAUGCAUGGGGGGCUGUUCAGCGAAGACGGCGUCACAUUGGAUGACCUCAGGAAGAUUGACAGGAACAGACAGCCUCCAGACUCAGGUCCCAUGUGUGACCUCCUCUGGUCAGAUCCACAGCCUCAGAACGGCCGGUCGAUCAGCAAGCGAGGCGUCAGUUGUCAGUUUGGGCCAGAUGUGACGGAGCGCUUCCUGGAUCAGAACAAACUGGACUUCAUCGUGCGCAGUCAUGAGGUCAAAGCUGAGGGCUACGAGGUCACUCACUCAGGGAAGUGCAUCACCGUGUUCUCAGCGCCCAACUACUGUGACCAGAUGGGAAACAAAGGAGCGUAUAUCCACCUCAGGGGAUCAGACCUCAAGCCAGAAUUUCACCAGUUCACUGCUGUGCCUCAUCCGAAUGUCAAGCCCAUGGCAUAUGCCAACACGCUAAUGCAGUUGGGGAUGAUGUAGAGGCCACGCAACUCUGUCUGUGACACUGAUGACCUCCAUCUGACCCGAACCAUCCCAGCCACCUCACUCCCUCCAGUGCUCUCAUCCAUGCUUAGCCUAAGGGAUCCCUUUCCCCCCGACAAACUUCCGCUAGUUGUUGCAGAAAACGUGUGGUGUAGUCCAGAUGGGAAGAGAUCACUUAGACCAGACAAGCCCGCUCCAGAACUGGGCACGUCCUUUCGUGUUAUCGGUUAAAACUGGAAAACCCCCAUUUCCACUGUCCAUUUUUCCCCCGCGCUUGUGUUCCAUCACUGGGUAAAGAAACCAGUCUCCCUGGAGACGCUUGGUUUUUAAACAUAAGUUACUCUCAGCAGAUGGGAUCAAAUAGAUGGUAUGUACCAAAGAUCUGUGAUGAAAAUGAUUGUUCAGUUUUUACAAGGAGCAUCUUGUGACUCUGAAGCCUAGCAUUGUAUUGUUGGCCUGUGUACACAGCUUAGAGCAUUGCAAACUGGGUUAAGAGCAGCACGUCAAUCAGUGUUUUCGCAAACCAUCCCACAGUAUGUCAGUCAGUUUGUUUUUUUUUUAAUUUUACAGGAAUACAAAAUAUGAUUACAUGUAUGAUCCCAGUCCAAAAAAAAAAAAAAAAAAAAAGAGAUCGAUUGUCUCUGGGUACACUCUUAAAGGUGCUGUUUGCCAU